Molecule: messenger RNA, 1558 nt
Organism: Aspergillus welwitschiae
Lineage: Eukaryota; Fungi; Ascomycota; Eurotiomycetes; Eurotiales; Aspergillaceae
Product: EF-hand domain-containing protein
Exons: 4
Coding region: 403-975 (190 amino acids)
Cellular component (GO): cytosol; intracellular membrane-bounded organelle; membrane
Molecular function (GO): calcium ion binding
Source: RefSeq, a predicted model, not a curated record
CUUCAAACCUCGUCACAAAGUGAAGCCGCCAAGCCGCCGUGUUCUGGACCCGCGGCUCUUCCAGCAUCCCCGAUUCUUCCUCUGCCAUCACCACGACGCCUUUCUUUCUCUCCGUUUUCCGCUGUCUCAGCUUUUGAUCUGCACUUUAAACCCCCGACCUAGCAUUUCAAGACCUUGUCAGCUGUGCUGGUUCACCCCCCGAUCGACCGCCCUUUCUUCUGCCCCUCGGCCAAGCAGCGCACGCUCUUAUCAAUCCAACCCAAACUUUCGUCUACCCCGCGCCUUCCGAGACCCUGUUUCAUCGCGCGUCCUUACCGUGAUACAUCGAACCUAGCGAUUUCUUUUCUUUCUCAAAGACCUCCUACAUUAGAACCGAGCGCUUGGAGCGUGUGUGAUUCGAAGAUGGGCAAGUCGCAGUCGAAGCUCUCCCCCUCCCAGCUGGAGGAACUCCAAAAAGCCACGCAUUUCGAUAAGAAGGAAUUGCAACAAUGGUAUAAAGGAUUCUUGAAGGACUGUCCGUCGGGGACACUCACCAAAGAGGAGUUUCAGAAAAUCUACCGGCAGUUUUUCCCCUUUGGCGACCCGUCGUCAUUCGCAAAUUAUGUGUUCCGCGUGUUCGACUCGGAUAAUAGCGGCAUGAUCGAUUUCAAAGAAUUCAUCUGCGCCUUGUCGGUCACGUCGCGCGGCAAGAUGGAGGACAAGCUGGACUGGGCCUUCCAAUUGUAUGACAUUGAUGGUGAUGGCAAGAUCACGUAUGACGAAAUGCUGGCGAUCGUUGAGGCGAUCUACAAAAUGGUGGGCUCGAUGGUGAAACUUCCCGAGGACGAGGAUACACCGGAGAAGCGCGUGCGCAAGAUCUUCCGCAUGAUGGAUAAGGAUGAGAACGGCAGCCUCGACAUGGAAGAGUUCAAGGAGGGCAGCAAGCGGGACGAGACCAUCGUCAGCGCGCUGUCGUUGUAUGAUGGGCUGGUGUAGGGAUAGAUCGGCUAACUACUGCUACAACCACAACCACAACCACAACAGCAAGACUGUUACUAGCUGCUGUCUAGUUGGGUGGGCCGGUGGCAUAAUGACCAUGGUUGCUUCUUCGCAUCCUUGAUGUGUCUCGGAUGGUGAAACUCUCCUCCUGGUGAAUUGGCGCUAACUGUUGACAUGCUUUAUCUGCUUCUGCUUCUUUUCGUCCAUUUUUGUGACUUGGCUUCUUCUUCUCUUUUUCUUUCUUUCGUUCUAUGUGUUUGCUCAUUCUUCAGGAUUCCCAUUAUUACUGCUCGUAUUGACUUGAUAAAUGCGCCCAAGCCUGGAAUCCACCGCCAUGCCUUUGCACUAACGCACUACCGAUAGUUGUCGCGGCUGCUCAUAGCGGUAUUUUUGAUUGUCCAUUUUCUUUCUUAAACUUCUUGCUGAGCUGGAACUAUGGCCGCUGGAGACAACCUGGGUAUGUACAAAGGGUGAGAGGGGAGUCAAUUCCCGGCCGAUGAAAAUAUAUUUAUGAUCGCUUGUACAUAGUCGUUUAGCUGUUAUUUUGACUAUUUUUUUUUUUUUUCUUUCUUUUUUUUUU